Molecule: messenger RNA, 2163 nt
Organism: Bradysia coprophila
Lineage: Eukaryota; Metazoa; Arthropoda; Insecta; Diptera; Sciaridae
Gene: gkt
Product: tyrosyl-DNA phosphodiesterase glaikit
Biological process (GO): DNA repair
Cellular component (GO): nucleus
Molecular function (GO): double-stranded DNA binding; 3'-tyrosyl-DNA phosphodiesterase activity; single-stranded DNA binding
Source: RefSeq, a predicted model, not a curated record
CAUGUGGUGAUUGGGUGAUUUCGAUAAACACACAAAUUGAUGACAGUUGAAGAGCAGAACAUUCAAAAUCAAUUUGUUUUUAGAUUUUAUUUAAUUAAUUAUUUCCUCAAUGGAACCGACGAGGGAACCAGUGAAUCAGUGUAGAUAUGGAACUAAUUGUUAUCGCAAAAAUCCCACUCAUUUUAAGGAAUAUUCUCACAAGCAUUUGUUUGAUAUAAGAACGAAAGGCAAAAAUGCCGCCAACAAAUACACUGUACCCGAUGAGCAUUCGUUCAGCGAAGACAUUAUUUUGGAGCAGCUUGAAAUUUUGGACAGUUUGUUUCCAGCUGCAAAGGCGCGAAUCAGAACAGCUGAUGUUGUUGAGAAAAGGCACUCUUCAGGCGAUGACAAAACAUGUCCUGCAGCUAAACGACAAAAGGUCGAAACGGAAACCAAUAGCAUAAAUAUCAAAGCUCAAUCUCCAAUCUGUUCAACAUCAACUUCAGACAAAAAUGUGACAGUUGAAAAGACCGCUCAACAGCCACAACAGCCACAACAGCCACUGUCCCGACUAGAAUUAAAGGAAUCGAUCAAGAGGGCGUUCGAAGCUUCAAAAAAUAACAAUUCGGACGUGAAGGAAUCCAAUGCUGUUGCAGCAUCCUCGCCAUCACGAUUCACUACUGAUUCGUCGAAAACAGCAGCAGCAGCAACCGCGGCCACUUCGUCGAAAAUAACUCGAGAUAUCCAUCAGUACGUAUCGGUGGUUAAUCCAAAGGGACAAACGCAAAAGAAACUAGAUCAAGCCGCACCGUACAAUUUCUUUCUCACAACGAUUACUGAUUCCAAACCGACACAUCGGGAACCAUUGUCCAUAACAUUUCAAGAAAUUCUCGAUCAGAGCUUGGGCGAACUGGAAUCCUCUGUUCAGAUAAACUUCAUGAUCGAUAUUGGCUGGCUGUUGGCACACUACUAUUUCGCUGGUUAUUUGGACAAACCACUGCUUGUUCUAUAUGGAGACGAGACACCAGACCUGAAAUCUAUACAGACGAAAAAGCCACAAGUCACUGCAGUUAAGGUCAAAAUGGACAGUCCCUUCGGAACUCAUCACACUAAAAUGAUGCUUCUGGGCUACAAAGACGGGUCAAUGCGUGUGGUUGUCUCUACAGCUAAUUUAGUCGAAGACGAUUGGCAUAAUCGCACUCAAGGCAUCUGGUUGAGUCCCAGGUGUCCGCAAUUACCAGAUGAUGCUGACACAGAUAGUGGAGAUAGUAAAACUGGGUUCAAAGAAGAUUUCCUGCGAUAUUUGGUCAAGUACAAUAUAACCAGCCUGCAGCCUUGGAUUGUUCGAGUUCGACGAACCGAUUUUUCGGCAAUCAAUGUUUUCUUUGUGGCAUCGGUUCCUGGUGGACAUCGCGAAACGCCACACGGCCAUCAAUGGGGUCACCCUAAAGUUGGUCGCAUUCUGUCAAAACAUUGUCCACCGAUCGACGAUAAUUGUCCAAUUGUAGCCCAAUGUUCCAGUAUCGGAAGUCUGGGACCCAAUGUCCAGUCGUGGAUCGGAAACGAUAUCGUCAAUAGUUUUCGCAAGGACCAAGCACCGGCUGGACUGCGUAAGAUUCCGCAAUUCAAGUUGAUCUAUCCGAGUUUUUCGAAUGUAAAGAAUAGUCACGACGAUCUGUUGGGUGGCGGUUGUUUGCCUUAUCGAAAAGCUGUGAAUGAGAAGCAACAUUGGUUAAAGAAUCAUAUGCAACAAUGGGUAGCAAGUUCACGUCAUCGAUCCCAAGCAAUGCCUCAUAUUAAAACGUAUUGUCGCUGGUCAGACCGUAAAUUGCACUGGUUCAUGUUGACAUCGGCCAACAUGUCGAAAGCAGCUUGGGGUGCAUUUAACAAAGGAACGAAUCUGGAUGUCCCUUUGCGAAUAAUGAGCUAUGAGGCUGGCGUGCUAUUUCUGCCAAAAUUCGUUCUGGACGAUGAGAAAUACUUCCCACUUCAUCAGCACCAAAACAAUGUUCCGCCGUUUCCAUUGCCCUACGAUAUUCCGUUGAAACCAUAUAAGCCGGAUGACACACCAUUUUUUAUGGACGUUUUACUUAGAUGAGCUGAUUUUUUGAUAUUUUUCGUUUUUAAAUUAAUUUUGUAUUUGUUUGUCAUGACGACGUGAUUAUAGAGGAUGGUAAUUAUUCC